AUGGCGUUAUCCUCCUCUUCACCCUCCUACUCAUCAUCAUCAUCAUUAGUAUUAUCAAACCGAGCCUAUCCUUUAUUCACCCUGCAGCUCAAACCUCUACCCACGCUGCAAUUAAUUCCCUCCACAACACACGCUGCAAUUCCGGCCUUCACCGACCACGCUGCAGUUCACUUCAUAAUACACGCCGUAAUUCACUCAACAUGCUACGCUAUAGAUGACUUCACAACGCAAGCUGCAGUUGUCUCCAUGAUCAACACCGCAGCCGUCUCAAUAGCAGAUGCUGCUGUUCAUUCUCCGAAUGACGCGGCUAUUGACUCCACACCCCACGCGGCUAUUGACUCCACAAUCAACUCCACAACCCACGCGGAUAUUGACUCCACAAUCAACUCCACAACCCACGCGGCUAUUGACUCCACAAUCCACUCCACAAAUCACGCGGCUAUUGACUCCACAACCCACGCGGCUAUUGACUCCACAAUCAACUCCACAACCCACGCGGCUAUUGACUCCACAAUCAACUCCACAACCAACGCGGCUAUUGACUCCACAAUCAACUCCACAACCCACGCGGCUAUUGACUCCACAAUCCACUCCACAAACCACGCGGCUAUUGACUCCACAAUCCACUCUGCAAUAGUAUCACAAGGUCAAUAUACAGCUUCAGAGGUAGUAUCGCAAGGUCAAUACACAGCUUCAGAGGUAGUACCACAAGACCAAUACACAGCUUCAGAGGUAGUAUAA
Molecule: messenger RNA, 741 nt
Organism: Mya arenaria
Lineage: Eukaryota; Metazoa; Mollusca; Bivalvia; Myida; Myidae
Exons: 2
Coding region: 1-741 (246 amino acids)
Source: RefSeq, a predicted model, not a curated record